UCCCCUCUGCCGUCCCUAUGAUGCAUCAGGUGAGUCGUACUACCAGUAGCAUCACACUAUCAUGGCCUCAGCCAGACCAGCCCAAUGGAAUCAUCCUGGAUUAUCAGCUACGCUACUUUGACAAGGCAGAAGAUGAGGAUAAUUAAUUCACCUUAACUAGCGAAACCAACAUGGCCACCAUAUCAAAUCUUAUUCCAGGCAAGAUCUAUGCCUUCCAAGUAUGAGCUAGGACAGCAGUGGGCUAUGGCCCAUACAGUGGAAAGAUGUAUUUCCAGACUUUAAUGGGAGGGGAGCGCUUGGAGAUGGUGCAGGACCGACUGCUGCUUAUCGUGGGCUCAGCGCUCGGUGGUCUAGCCUUCUAGGUAAUUGCUGCCAUUGCCAUCCUUGCCAUCAUCUUCAAGAGUAAAAGGCGAGAGACCCCAUACGCAGAUUGCUUGCAGCAGUAUAUCAGUGCACGAGGACUUGGAGUGAAGUAUUACAUUGAUCCUUCAACCUAUGAAGAUCCCAGUGAAGCUAUUCGAGAAUUUGCCAAGGAGAUUGAUGUGUCCUUCAUCAAGAUUGAGGAGGUCAUUGGAUCAGGAUAAUUUGGAGAGGUGUGCUUUGGGCACCUAAAACACCCAGGGAAGUGUGAAUACACAGUAGCUAUUAAGACUCUGAAGUCAGGUUACACAGAUGAACAGCUGCGGGAGUUCCUGAGUGAGGCCAGCAUCAUGGGGCAAUUUGAACAUCCCAAUGUCAUCCAUUUGGAGGGUGUGGUCACCAAGAGCAGACCAGUCAUGACUGUCACAGAGUUCAUGGAGAAUGGAUCACUGGAUUCGUUCCUCAGGCAGAAGGAGGGACAGUUCAGUGUGUUACAGCUGGUGGGAAUGCUACAGAGGAUUGCAGCUGGCAUGCGCUACCUUUCAGACAUGAACUACGUGCAUUGUGACCUGGCAGCACAUAACAUCUUAGUCAACAGUAACCUUGUGUGCAAGGUGUCAGACUGUGGUUUGUCCCUCUUUCUGGAGGAUGAUGCUUCAAAUCCCACCUAUACUGGAGCUCUGGGCUGCAAAAUCCCCAUCCGUUGGACUGCCCCUGAAGCUGUCCAGUAUCGCAAGUUCACCUCCUCCAGUGAUGUCUGGAGCUAUGGAAUUGUCAUGUGGGAGGUGAUGUCCUAUGGUGAGAGGCCUUACUGGGACAUGUCCAAUCAGGAUGUAAUUAAUGCCAUUGACCAGGACUAUCGCCUGCCACCACCCCCAGACUGCCCAACUGUUUUGCACCUACUGAUGCUUGACUGCUGGCAGAAGGAGAGGGUCCAGAGACCCAAAUUUGAACAAAUAGUCAGUGCCCCAGAUAAAAUGAUCCACAAGCCAUCUGCCCUCAAAGCCACUGGCACUGGAAGCAGCAGACCAUAUCAGCCUCUCCUGAGCAACUGUCCUCCAGAUUUCUCUUCACUCAGCAAUGCCCAUGAGUGGUUGGAUGCUAUCAAGAUGGGCCAUUACAAGGAGAAUUUUGGCCAGGCUGGUCUGAUUACAUUUGAUGUCAUAUCACGCAUGACUCUGGAAGAUAUCCAGCAUAUUGGCAUCACCCUUGUUGGUUACCAGAAAAAGAUUCUAAACAGCAUCCAGCUCGUGUGAGUCCAUUUGAAUCAGCAUGAACCAGUUGAAGUGUGA
Balearica regulorum gibbericeps (East African grey crowned-crane) is the source of this 1652-nucleotide messenger RNA. It is a transcript of the gene EPHB6, whose product is annotated as EPH receptor B6. Gene Ontology annotation, biological process: axon guidance; protein phosphorylation; ephrin receptor signaling pathway. The record is from RefSeq and is a predicted model, not a curated record. Gene Ontology annotation, cellular component: dendrite; plasma membrane. Gene Ontology annotation, molecular function: ATP binding; transmembrane-ephrin receptor activity; protein binding. NCBI's taxonomy places the organism in Eukaryota, Metazoa, Chordata, Aves, Gruiformes, Gruidae.